UCCGAUGUGUUGUAUUGUAUUGUAGUAGCGGCGGCCGACAUUUUCUCUCGAAACGACAGUUUUAAAAUGCAAAUUUAUCCUUACGAGAGAGAGAGAGAGAAAAAAAAAAUGUUUCGAACAAUAAAACAAUAUCCCUAUACUAACCUAUUUACUGUACAUUCAAACAUUUGUUCGAGAAAUAAAUUUUAAACGGGAAAUAACCUUAUUUUAAUCCUUUUUUUUCUUUUACUCCUAAAAUUUUAAAUUCUAGACAUUCAGUUAUACCAAGGUCUAAGGUACCGAGUAAGUUUUUUUUUAAAAUUUGUUAAUUAAAUUAUAACAAACAACUGUGCGUCGAAUAUAAAGAAACACUUAGAUAUAUAUUUCGGAAGUAUUCCGCGAUACGUUUGUAAUUUUUACAAGUAAAUAUAACCGUAAAUCAUACAUUAAACUAAAGUUAUUUAGUUUUUCGUCGUCAUGGCUAAAAUAAUACCAGAUUCAAAGUUUAAAAAUAAUGAGGCGUGGUUUAUUUCGUAACUAUGACAAUACGAUGUUUGAUUCAGGUGUGUCUAGAUAUUUCUCCGAAGCAUUAAAAUGGCCUUUUCCUCUUUUUCAAACCCGAUACGCGCUAGAGAAAAUGAAAUAAAUCACACCCGCCAGCAUUUACAAAAUACGUGAUUGACGUUAUCUACAAUAGAAAGUGUACCAAACGCGUCGGCGGUGGAACGAAUGCACGUAACAAAACGCACGGAAAAGUUACGCAUUCCAUAAUCGUCCAACAAAAUGACACACUAACUCAGAAACUUUGACAUUCAAAUAUGUUUACGGGAAUUUUUUUUUUCUCUCUUUCUAAUAAGGAAAAAUAAGAGAGAGAAUAAAAUAAAAAAUAAAAGGGAACAAUCAUCCGCGGCGCUUUCAUAACAAGCCUAUAAGAACUACCUCCACCAAAUUGGUUAAUUUCGCCAGGGGGCACUUUUAGAAACGACGACCUCCGGAACGAGAUUUCUACCGAGAGGUGGCGCUCCGGGACCACGUGCUGGUGCCGCGGCCGUAGACGACACAAGCGCAGAGUCAGCUCGCGCGCAAUCUCAUCCCGUACAUGUCUGUGAAAUCGGUUUCGGAGGAAAGGAACAUACGCAAAAUGGGGCCAAACUGCAUCGGUAUCGUACUGUGUCGGCGGUCGAGCGACGACCUGUCUUCGUCUCACGACAAAUCGUCCACCACCCUUUCGGGUCCGGGACCUCCCUUCGACGGAUACCUGAUGUACGAAGAGUUGGUACACGAGAACAUGCAGUGCUUCUGGAAUCCGUGCUUGCUUCAGAGUAUGGCCAAACUACACUACCGAGGAUACCUGGUACCCGACACAAUCCUUGUUGACGGAUCGGAAUAUACCAUAGAAGUCGUCAGAUCGGCUUGGAGGAGGAGGGUGUUGCUCCCACCCCAGGGCUACGAGAUCGAAUCCGUAGGUGAUAUCGAUCACAUCUCAGUCACGCCCAUACCCCAAACCCAAUUCGCUCCCCUGCCAGAGGCCGUUUGCAAAGUCAUCUACGAUUUGAAUUCCGAGGGCACGCUAGCUACUUGUGACGUCAUCGCAGCCAAAUUGGAGACGUCGUUCCCCUGUAUGGCCGUGCCGGGAGAUAGCAUCCUGUACAGAUGUCUCGGGGAACUGAUUCGAGAAAGGAAAUUGUACCACAAUGGUCACGGUUACUCGGUCGUGACUCCAGAUACCUAUCGACGAACCGCUGUUUUGCCCGGUCCGGACAGGCAGUUGCUAAUGACCAACGAAGAAGCCAUCAUGAGGAUGCACGCCCCCAGCAGGUCGACUUCGGUUCAGACCGAUCGAGCACUCAGCACUUGGUCCAGCGCCGACAGGAUCGUCACCUCUAGCCCCACCGAACAAAAAUUAAAGAGGAGCUACUCCCUCAGGAUACUGAGGCCCAGAGACGUUCACGCCAACAGGUCGUCCACGGAAACUACCAAAAAAGAAAAGGUUUCCGUGUUCAGCCGUUGGUUUCGAAGGAAAAAUCACAAACACGAACCCCCGCCCUCAACUGCUACGACAGAAGUUACGCUUCACUCCAGAUCGACGCAAACCAAGGGAAGAUCAAGGAGCGUGGGAAGAUCGUCGAGCCGGAGUAGUUAUCGAGAUGCGAGUCCGAGCCAAACAGGAUCGAGAUCUGCCAGCCUUCCCAGACGAACCUCUUCCCAAAAAGCUUGCCCUCUUCACGGAGGAAGCGUCAGGAAGACUCGCCCCGUAACCUACAACGGUUACAGGGAGGGAUGGAGCGAGAAGCUCAACAACGGCGACUUGGCCAGGAGGGAAAACAAGCCGCUCAACAUCACCAACAACGAGUUUCGCAGAUUGACGUCACCUCCCCAAAGCCCGGGGUGGAAUUCUCCGGCUUCGGUACUGGUGGAUAGAUUGUUGCAUCCCUCGUAUAACUUUAAAAAUGGCGUCAACAAACCGGUGGAAGAGAACGCCAAAAGGGCCGAAGUCGGAUCGACCGAUUGCAAACCAGUUUCCAAACCGACCCCCAUCAUCGGCAACUCCAUUGACGUGGAAAUGACAUUCGAUGGUAAAACCAGGGUUCCUUCCGUCGUUAGCAAUAUCGAAACCUCGUGGAACCAGACGCUACGUCCGGGAACCACCACCAUAGUCACUAACGUCAGCACUAACGUCUCGAGGGUGACCAAAGACAAAAACACCGAUACUCCCGUUAAAAGUAAACUAGCAGAAGCCAAGGCUGCCUUCUUUUCCGACAAACAGACGGACUGUAAAGACGACAGUGGUUUCUCUUCGGUUUCAAGCCAGCCCGUUAGUGUUGCCCUGUGACGUGUGCCAUAUCGAUCACGUAGACACAUUUUUCUGACCGAGUGAUCGUGAUUCUGGUAAUCCGAUCACUCGGCCUCGAAUUAUAUAUAUAUAUAUAAAGAUUUUUUUUUAAAAAAUCACGUGAUUUCAUGCAAACAUUUAAAAUUCAAAUUUUAUUCACACCGAAAUAUGUCUUCCAUUAUCUGCGUUACUAACCUCCUUCUCCCCCCUUUUUUUUUCCGUCAUCCAAUGAACUAUACGUGAUUAUAUUUCGAUUGAGGAUGGAUUCCUCGUUAAAUAUAUUGUUUUUAUUUUCAUGUAUACUCUGAUGGGAAUUAUUGUAUACUAACUUAUUUUUAUAAAAAUAAAAAUCCUACAAUGUAUUAUAAAUCA
Messenger RNA from Centruroides sculpturatus (bark scorpion), 3184 nucleotides. RefSeq lists its product as uncharacterized. Gene Ontology annotation, biological process: positive regulation of transcription by RNA polymerase II. Gene Ontology annotation, molecular function: DNA-binding transcription activator activity, RNA polymerase II-specific; RNA polymerase II transcription regulatory region sequence-specific DNA binding. The record is from RefSeq and is a predicted model, not a curated record. NCBI's taxonomy places the organism in Eukaryota, Metazoa, Arthropoda, Arachnida, Scorpiones, Buthidae. The coding region runs from base 1079 to 2812 and encodes 577 amino acids. The transcript has 4 exons. Gene Ontology annotation, cellular component: cytoplasm; nucleus.